This is a messenger RNA of Salarias fasciatus (jewelled blenny), 5095 nucleotides long. Its product is annotated as interferon-induced very large GTPase 1-like. The transcript has 3 exons. The record is from RefSeq and is a predicted model, not a curated record. Gene Ontology annotation, molecular function: GTP binding; protein binding; acyltransferase activity, acyl groups converted into alkyl on transfer. Lineage: Eukaryota; Metazoa; Chordata; Actinopteri; Blenniiformes; Blenniidae. The coding region runs from base 1 to 4995 and encodes 1664 amino acids. Gene Ontology annotation, biological process: carboxylic acid metabolic process.
AUGACAGCUUUUUGUUUGUUUGUCAAAAAGGUGUCCUUUGAUGCAUUUGUGGAUUUUGCAAACGGAGACUCAGCAGUCAAGAUAACAGUCUCUGACAUCAGCAGUGAGUCACUGUCUCUGCAGUGGGACACUCCUGCUGGUGAAGUGGAGAGUUUCACUGUGACCUGUUCCACUGGGGGAAAGACUGAUCAACAAGUGACCACAGACACCAACAGAGUAACAUUCAGUAACCUGAAGCCAGCAGUGUGUUACUCCCUCCAUGUUUCUGCACAGCUGAGAGAUGGAAGACAAAGCAGGGCGGCCACGACAACAGCUAAAACAAAGACCCACCUGGAGAGCUUUCUGGAGGAUCUAGGAUUGGAGCAGUUCUACCCACAGAAAUUAUCACUCAGUAAGAUACUUCAGAUUGAUAAGAAGACCACUGAUGAUCAACCUCUCAAGUGUAAAUCAGACCUCCCUUGGUAUUUUUUGAAGAAAUUGAUGAUGGUAAAUGCAACAGCCAGAAAUGUGAACUGCACAUCAGAAAGUAAAAGCGAUGUGUCAGAGGAUGAUGAGUUUGAUCUGGAUGAUCUCGUGAGCAGUUCAAACUCUGCUGAUGUGUUGAACCCCCUCGACAUAAUCACUGCUCUCUUUCUGUGCUCUGAUGGUUUUGUGCAGCAGGAAUUAGCUCUCAAAAUGUCCAUGUGUCAGUUUUCUGUCCCUCUGCUGCUUCCUGACUGUGAUAACAAUCAGAGCACAUUGAUGGUGUGGGCUUUGAGAGACAUUGUUAAAAAGUACAGACCCAAAUCACUCUUUGAAUCCAAAGGUUUCAUUGAAGACAGAAUUGUUGUGUCUGAACUACCAAUGAUCUCUUUUGUAAGACUGGGUGAGUGCUCUUUGUCCAAGUCAGAGAUCCUCAACAAGCUCCUGAGCAGCUCUCAGCAGUACCAUGACGCCUUUGUUCACCACAACAUGGACUGUGGAGACAGUCCACGAAGAAUAUCCAAUGGACUGACUGAGAUAACUUGGUACUUUCCAGGUGGCAAUGAAAACAUUGAUAUUUUCAGCCACCCAGUGGCUUUAGCUAACCUCAGAGGAGACAUUGCCUCUUUCCAAACACAGUUCUCCUUUUUGUGUCAAACAUCUGCAGCAGUCUUUGUUUUCUUUGAUUAUCUCGACCCUGAGUGGAAACUACUGAAGAACCUGAACAGCAAGUCAGAGAUAUUCUUAGUGGGAAACCAUGAGAGCAGGAACUUUAGUCCAGAUGCUUUCAAACAAAUAGCAACUGACAUGUCCUUGAAAAAAAAUAACAUCAUUUUGAAGAAGAAAUCCAUCAAUGAAGCAGACUUUGUCAAACGUCUGAGACAAGCAGUUAGUCAUGUAGCUGAGAAAACAAAUAUGAAGAUGCGAAUUGAGCAGAUGGCUGAAGUUGCCCAUGAACUGGGAAUCUUGGUGGAUGAAGACUCUCCAGAGUGCCAGACUGGAAGGAAAAAUGCAGAUGCCAUCACUGCUGAAAUUCAAGACAUCCUGAAGUACAAAGAAGAUCAGCUGCCAUUGCAAGGCCAGAUAUGGAAAGACUUGACUUCCUUAGAGAAGGAAGAAGUUCGACUUCGAAAAGUUGGAUCUGAAAACAUUGAGAAGUACAAAAGUGACCUUCAGCUGCAGAAGAAUAAACUGCGAUUGAAACAAAACUCUUACGACAUUUCCACAGCAAUGACAUCCUUUACCAGUGCAAUAUCAAGCAACUCUUUAGAGAGAGGCUUUUUUCUGAAAUGGAUGCAAAUUAACCUUGAUGACAUGUCUUGUGUAAAACUGUCUGUAUUGAGAGAGCAGUACAAAGAAAAGUGCAAGAACUCUGAGAACAAUGCAGAGAUAAAAAAAAUUGACAAACAGCUUUCUAACAGUUCACUGGGCACUGAACACUUCUUCCGUGAGAUGGGUCAAAUCUAUGAAGCUUCACUGGCACUUAAAAUAACACAUCCAUAUCGUCAGCAGUUAAAACAUCUGCCCAAACUUGGUGCACAGCUGCUACUUGAUGGAUUUCCACUGGAGCUUGUAGAUGGAGAUGCUUCCAACAUCCCUCUGAGCUGGGUCAGUGAUGUUCUCUCUCAGCUCAGUGACUUAGUGGGUUCUAAGAACAGGAUCCUGGUUGUUACAGUUCUGGGAGUUCAGAGCACAGGAAAGUCCACUCUCCUCAACACCAUGUUUGGAGUGCAGUUUGCAGUCAGCAGUGGUCGAUGCACUCGUGGUGCCUUCAUGCUGCUCAUCAGAAUUGAUGAAGAGCUCCGAAAAGAGCUCAAGUGUGACUUCAUGAUGAUCAUUGACACUGAAGGCUUGAGGGCACCAGAACUCACCCAGCUGGACAACAGCUAUGAACAUGACAAUGAACUGGCAACACUUGUUGUGGGGCUGAGCGACAUCACGAUUUUCAAUAUUGCAAUGGAGAAUUCAACAGAAAUGAAGGACAUCCUCCAGAUAGUCGUGCAUGCUUUCCUCCGGAUGAAGGAAGUGGGCAAAAAGCCACAAUGUUACUUUGUUCACCAGAACGUGUCUGAUGUUUCAGCCCACGAGAAGAGCUUAAGAGACAGGAAGCUGCUCUUUGAACAGCUGAAUGAGGUGACCCAGGCAGCAGCCAGAGUGGAAAAGAAAGAGCAGAACAACAGCUUCACUGAUGUGAUGGCGUAUGAUCCUGACACUGGGAGCUGCUACAUUCCUGGUCUCUGGACUGGAAACCCUCCAAUGGCACCAGUCAACACAGGCUACAGCGAGGCUGUUUAUGAGCUCAAGAAAAACAUCAUCCAGCUCCUGAGAAACAGAGAUUCAUCUGUUAACACAGUGUUGGAGUUUAAAGAGUGGAUGGCAAGUCUGUGGAAUGCAGUGAAGCAUGAAAACUUUCUCUUCAGCUUCAGAAACAGCCUCGUAGCUGAGGCCUACAUGAGACUCUGCACAGAAUUCAACAAAUGGGAAUGGGAAUUCAAAAAAGAAAUGUUCAACUGGGUCACAAAAGCAGAAACCAAGAUUUCUAAUUUUGGUACCCUUGCUGCAAAGUCACAAAUAUCUAACUUGAAACAAUUUCACAGUCAGUUAAAAACUGAAGCUGUCACAGUGAUGUCUGACUGGGAGUCAAAACUACUUGACAAAGUAACUCAGUACUUUGAGCAAACAGAUGGUCAUGUCUAUCUGGUUGUUGGAUACAAAGAAGAUUUUGCAAACAGUGCAAGAAGCCUUCGAAGAAAAACUGAGAGGUCUGUACUUGAUCAGCUUCAAGCAGCAGUGGACAUCAAACAGGGGAUGGCAGAGAUUGACAGAAUUAAAGAAAAUCACACAAAAGAAAUUGAAAAAGCAACGAGUGAGCUGAUUGAUGAAUGUCGAAAGAGAAAGGUUAAGAUGACUGAUGAAGAGCUUGACGAAGAAUUCAACAAAAUGUGGAAUGAAACACUGAGCAAACUGACUUUUCCAAAACAACAAGUUAAAGAUGUGUUUGGAGAUGUUUUUCUGCAUUUGCGAGAAAAUCUGGCUCACAGGGGAAGUCAUGUCCAACAAAUAUUAGACAAAACAAGGCUGGAAGAUUGUGGGAAGGAGAUUUCUCAAUACACUGCAGAGAGAUUAAUCAAGAACCCGAAUGACAAAAUGUGGAAUUUGUUCAACAUGAAAAAUCAACUAAAAAUUGCACAAAAACAUGCUGAUGUCAUUAUUAACAUCUCCAUGCAAUUUGUAAAGGAAAAACUAUUAAAAAAAAACAAUUACCACAACACUUACAUUGAAGAAAUACUCCAGAUCAUUGACCAGCAUCUAGAAAACAAUGAAGAUCUUAAGAAGGACACAGAGUUUGAAGUUUCUCUGAAACAGCACAUCUGUGGAUUCGCAGCCAGACAGUUUCAGAAAAUGCAUGAAGAUUUCUUAGAAGAAAAUGAUCCUCACAGAUGUCUGAUGAAGUACAAACCACAGUUUUGUACUGAUUUCAAAGAUGUGUUUCAUGAACGAGAUCAGUGCCAGAAGAAAGCUGAAGAGUUUGUCGGCAAAUGCUUGAAUCCUGCUGUUGAAGACUUCGUCAAUCGUUACCUGGGUCUUUCUAUUGUGGAUGAAAUGCUGAAGAAGAAGGAAUUCAGCACACGAGUCGCUUUCCAGUACUGUGUUUUACUGGAUUUGCUUUCAAAACAAAACUUCAAUGACUACUUGAGCUUCACUUCCUCCUAUGAGAGCUUUGUAAAGACGUGGAUCCUUCAAAAAAUGCAGGAAGAUUUUUCAAGUUCCUCCAAAACAUCUGAGUUUGAGAAGCAACAUCUUGAGACAAGUGUCAGCCACAUAAAUGAAGCCAUUGAAAAGGCCAAAACACUAAACACAAAGAAUGUGAAAACUUUAGUAGAGGACAUCUGUAAAGAGCUUGGUGAUAAACUGGUCAUUUCUCAGGAUGCACUUGCUGCAUUUAUGUUCCUGAACAAUGUUGACCAGGACAAGUUUGCUCACUACCUCGUGAAUUCUGUGACGGAGAUGAAAGAAACUCUGAGAGAGAAGUUCCACAAUACUUCCUUUGAAGAAAAACUAAACUAUCUCCACAUGCAGCCUCAGAAUGAGCUUUUCAAGAGAGUGAUCGGAUGUGGCAAACAGUGUCCAUUCUGUGCUGUUCCCUGUGAGGCUGGAGGAGAAGCUCAUACACAACACAGGGCCUCAUUACACCGACCACAGGGUCUGGAUAGAUGUUUUUGGAGCAACACAACACAGCUUGUAAUUGACAUCUGUUCAUCUUCUGUUGAAAGUGAAAAAAGUUUCUGCUGCAGUCAAACAAAGAAUGAAUGGCAUCCUUUCAAGAGGUACAGAGAAAUAUUCCCUGACUGGGAUAUUUUUGCAGAUGGAAGUCUUGAGGCUUCAGACUACUGGAAAUACAUCAUGACUGAGUACAAUGAUGACUUUGCUAAAGAGUAUAAUGCAAAGUCUGCUGACAUUCCUGAAACUUGGAGAAAGAUCACAUCUCAGCAGGCAGAAGAAAGCCUGAAAAAGUCCUUUUACAUGACUUGAGACUUUUGAUUUACCUCACUAACUGUGAGAAUGUAGAGUGACAGCUUCAUAUUUUGUAUUUUAUUUUCCUCUUGAAACCUUAAAUAAAACUAAUUAAUUU